AGACAUGCUCAGAUUGUCCUUAUCAGUGUCUGACAAGAUUUCGGGAAAGAGCCAACAGAGAAAUUAAACUUUUUUUUUUUUUUUACACCUUUCACUGAUUUGUUUGUUAUUGUGACCAAGUCUCUCAAGGAGCUUUUGAAAUCUCACGAGAGAUGACUUGUUGCAGGGAGAACAACAGUGGAAGCGUCAGUGAGAAUCAGUGAGAAUCAGUGAGAAUUGGAGAGAGGACUGCCUGGAAGAGUUUGUUUGGUUGGAGUUGAGAAAAUGUAGCUUAGUGUUAUCAAGAUUUUUGGCUGAAUAUUUAGCCAAUCUCAACACCGGAUCAGUGAAGGGUAAAGAAAGACAUUUCAUAUCUCUGUGGAGUCAUUUUGGUAAUGUUGUCAGACACUUAAACAGCAAUCUGAGCCUGUCAAUGGCAAAAACAAGCAGUUUUUAGUGGAUGUAAAGUGACGAUGCACAAUUGCCCGUAGAAAUAAAAUAGCAGUCUGUUUCGCUGCUGACCAAUUUCAAAAACUGUUGCUUCCAUCAGUAACUGAAGCCUCAUUCCCACUGCGCAAAUAUUCAGCUAAUACCUAACAUCUGUCUUUUUAAUGCAAUAGGAAUGCGUACGAUCGGCAUCAACAACCAGAUCAAAUGACCCUGCAGAAGACACGGGUAUGAUUCACCUCCAACUGUGAAGCACUGCUGAGAACACAACACCUGGAUGAACACACUAAUGACAGCUCAUCAACUGUUGCUUAUACUGAAGUUAUGGAGCAUCAUCAUCAUUUAUUUGGAGUCGUGUUCCUGGCCGCCUGAUGAAUGGUUUUACAGCUUUGAGCUUUCUGGCAGCCCAGGAAAGCAAGAGAAGGCGCUGCCUGACCAUCUGUCUCACCACCAUAAACACUGAUUCUGGCUUUGCCCUUUAAUACAGCUGAGGCGGUGAAUCCUAUUGCAUACACCCCUCGUUUCAUCAUAUCAUCGGCCUUCGGAGAGGGCGUCACAAAGGGUGCCAAGACCCGACUGCAAGGCGCAUACAUGCACGCGUGUGUAUGCGCGAGUCCUCCGUGUAUAUGUGCGUAUGUGGUCUGCCUGUGGAUCCGCUGACAUGAGGAGCUGAAACAGAACCGACACAAGGAUGAAAAUGCUCCGGUUUCGCAGCCCCAGCAUCCGCUCCUUGGACCAGGAGGUCCUCUGCACGAUCCGGUUACUGGACGACUCCGAGAUCUCCUGCAGCAUCCAGAGAGACACCAAAGGCCAGUUCCUGUUGGACCAUGUGUGUAACCACUACAACCUACUUGAGAAAGACUACUUUGGUAUUCGAUAUGUGGACCCCGAGAAACAGAGGCACUGGCUGGAGCCCAAUAAGCCCGUGGUGCGGCAGAUGAAGUCAGCCCAGCAGCCGUAUACAAUGUGUUUCCGGGUCAAGUUUUACCCCCACGAGCCAAUGAAAAUCAAGGAGGAGCUCACCAGGUAUCUCCUGUACCUCCAGCUGAAGAGAGAUAUCUACCACGGCCGUCUCCUUUGUCCUUUUGCUGAAGCUGCAUAUCUAGGAGCCUGCAUCAUACAGGCUGAGCUCGGGGACUUUGACCCAGAGGAGCAUCCGUCAGACUACAUCAGAGACUUCAAACUGUUCCCUAAACAAUCCCUCAAACUGGAGAGGAAGAUCAUGGAAAUACAUAAGAAUGAGCUCAGGGGCCAGUGUGCUGCAUUUGCGGAGUUAAACAUGCUCCAAAGGGCUCACAGCCUCGAGACGUAUGGAGUUGACCCUCACCCAUGCAAGGAUUUCACAGGCUCCACAGCCUUCCUCGGGUUUACAGCCACAGGUUUUGUGGUCUUCCAGGGAAACAAGAGGAUCCACCUCCUUAAGUGGGCUGAUGUCAGCAAGCUGAAGUUCGAAGGGAAAACCUUUUACGUCAUUGGGAUUCAGAAAGAGAAGAAACUGGUGUUGACAUUUCACACUUCGACCCCUGCUGCGUGUAAGCACUUAUGGAAGUGCGGGGUGGAGAACCAAGCCUUUUACAAAUGUGCAAAGUCAAGUCAGAUAAAGACAGUUUCCAGCAGUAACAUCUUCUUCAAAGGCAGCAGGUUCAAAUACAGUGGAAGAGUGGCGAAGGAGGUAAUAGAAGCCAGCUCCAAGAUUCAGAGAGAGCCACCUGAAGUGCGCAGAGCCCAGUUUGGUCAGAGUCGAAGUUUCAACUCUCUGAGCCACAAAAACCUCAUCAUGAACAUGGAACCGCUGGUACCUGCACUGCCCUCCACCAACGAGUACGAGGAGACGGCCACUGACAACGGUGUUGUUGCUGUAAAGGACUCUGUCCCCUUGUCUCCUCUCAAACCGUCAGCCGCACCUGCAGACACAGAGCAACAAAGUAAUGAAGGAGGAAACUCUGCUUUAGGCAAUGACCAGCAGGCUCCCCGUGUUUCCAUGGAAACCUCAAAUCUCCGACCUCAGACGCCCAAAGCUGAAGAUGAAGUGGAGGAGGACGAUGAGGCCAGCGGCCCACUCACUAUUUCUGAGCUUGUCUAUAGCCCUUGUGCCAGCAUGCUGCCCACUCCAGUGGACGACAGCCAGGGAGGCGUCGACUUGCUCUUCUCCUCUCCGGUCCAGAGCCCCGUCAGGCUACUGAGGGAGCUCCAUGCUGACCCCGACAUCCAGGCCCAGCUGGAGGCCGAGAGGGAGCGAGACCGGGCCUACGAACGAACCAGGCUGGCUGCCAGAAGUCGAAUGGGUGGAGUCCUGACCAGCAGCCUGCGCCUGCUGUCGUCCAAUGAAAGAGUCAACGCAUGUGUGCUGAGCGUGGCCCGCUUUGUCGCCGUGGUAAUGGGUGUCUUACUUGUCACUGUGCCCACACUGCUGCUGCUGCUGGAGUCAGACAUCGAUGUGUCGUUCCUCCAUGAGAUCCGCCAGACGCCGGAGUUUGAGCAGUUUCAUUACGAGUAUUACUGCCCGCUCCGGCGUUGGAUCCUGUGCAGGAUCAGCAUGGCCAUGGAGAACCUCUGGUCAGACUGAAGAGCAAAAGACGGAGAGGGAAAAUGAGAGAGUGAGGAGUAACUGCAAGGGAAACAAAUAUGCUCAAAUGUCUGUCUUAACAUGUCUUUUAAUCUUAUAUUCAGUCUCAACUGCUGGUGAGACAGAAGUCUGCCAAUGGGAUUAAAUCAUUUCACUUAUUUAAGAGCAAUUUAGGUUAUUUUAUGAGCAGAUGAAAUGGAUCUUUUAUGAGGGCUCACUAAAUUUCAAUAAAGUAGCCUAAUGUUUUUAAAUAGGGGCCUGAGAUGGAUACACAGUCAGUACGGUGGACCUUAGAGCUCAAUGCACUGCAAAUAAAGAAAACAUGCAAAUAGUCCCAGCACAAGAAAAUGAAGAAACAUCUUUAAAACUCACUGAAUUGAUAAAACAUGCAGCAUUUAGAGGAAGCACUGCAGGAAGUUCACAACACAACUUAACUGUUACGACAGCACACUAAAAAGUGAUGCAUAUUUUUGAGACAUGCUUGUUGUUUCCAUUUAUGGCUUAUGAAGUUGUCUGUCAUUGCAACACAUUAUGAUCAUGAAUAAAAUUAUGUUAAAAAAAAACCAAAAAAUUAUUUUUGAAUAUAUUUUUCAAUAAUACUGAUAUAUAGCAGCGUUCACUAAGUUCAUAAUUCACAAACAGCAACAGUAAGGGCUGCGUGUCCCAGCCGUGUGCAUCACUUCCGUUUUAUUAUGAGCCUCUCGCAGCUUCUUGCUGUGCAUGUGUCAUCUUAAAUUGAUGUUUUUGUUGGUCAUUAAGUUGGUGAAGAUAUUUCUUCAGUUGCUUGUCUUGUGUCUAUUUGCAUCGAUUUUCUUCAUUUUCAGUGUGUUGACAACUCUUGGGGUCACUGCAUCUCAGGCCUCUUUGUACUUAUGUCUGAUUGACUUACACUGAAACAAGCAGAAUUAUUUCUCCUCUUUGGCAGCAUAAUUGAGUGUCUUGAAGAAAAGUGAUAUAACAGAGAAAUAAGGAUUUAACCACAGGAUCAAAUCACUUGUUAAGGCAGACACUUUUGGCAGUGAUGAACUAAAAAGACAGAAGACAAGAAAUACCGUAAGUGUUGGAAGAAGAACCUGUAGAGGGGAGAGAUUCAUGAAAAUAAAAAACAAAGGAAGUCAAGGGCGGAAAGGAAGUCACAAAAAGAUCCAGACAAGAAAAAAGUGGUUGGUUUCUAUUUAAUGGAAGUUUUAAAGGUCUGCUCACUCCUGAUGCUGACUAGCUGAUGCAAUGACUCUUUGGUAAAUAUCGCAAAGCAUUCUGAUUGGUUCUCGCCCUCAGAGCGGAGCGCCUGAUUGGUCACAGAGCCUGUCAGUCAUGACGGAGUGGGCGGGGACAGAAAGAGAAAACGAUUGAUUUGUCACUGAAUGCAACAAUAGCCACAGUCAGAGGUACAUUAUAUAUAUUUAAAAACAAAAGAGUAACAUUGAUAAUGAAUACCAAUCUUAAAUAAGUUGUUUUUAACGUUUUGUACAUUUUUAUGUGAUCCAGAUCUUUCAGGAAUUUUUCAGUCAGAGGAUCUACUUUGAUCUUAUUUUGAAAUUAAGAGUUUACAAAAGAUGACAAAAAAAAGCAAAUUUAUUGAAGUUUACCGGGGUGAUGGGUGUUGAGAAAUUUAAGCUAUUUUUUAAGACUACCGUCAGCGUUUGUUGACCCGGUAGCACCCUGGGUUUUUCCUACAGAGGCUAUAGCACAAAUGUUUUACACAGAUCACAGAUUACAACUGUUUCAGAUUAUGUGAUGUCAUUUUGGAAACAGGAGAGUGGCAGAGGAGAGAAACUUUAGUCUGUUUGUGAUGACGUGUUUUGUUGAACUUCUAAAUGUCUUCAGAACUAAAUGUUAGCUCACUAAUUAAGGCUACUAAUGCAUCUUUCAGUGUGUUUUAAGAGAGCUUAAAUAUAAAUGGUUCAAAGAAAUGCUGAAGGAAAGAAAAGGUUAUUAUUAUGAAAAUUUACGGUAAUAGUGGGUAAAAACGUGAUUUUUGAAUAUUUGUUGGUCUAUGGCGUGCUAGUAUUCGGCGGAGCUCUGUGUAUUUCGGAGGGAUUUAAUGAGAUAGGACAAUGCACUCAAAAUGCCCAGAGGAACAAGUGUAUAUAGUCCAACUACACUGCUGCUACGUGACGUGUGAUGGGACAGAUGAUGCAUUUAAUCGUCUUAAUCUCUCAUGCAGGUCUUUCUCUGGUCCUUGUCUGGUGUAGAAGAUCUGACUGGACGAAUUUGGUAGGGGGAGUAGAGUUGCAGGUAUUUAACUUAAGCAUUUCAAUCACUGAUCAAAUUAGAGAUGAUUUGUAGCCAUUUCUAAGAAGAUCUGUGAUAGCAUCACGUUGAGCAUCCUGUGAUUAUCAUUUAGAUGACUGCAACUGUUCCUACAUGACAGUAUAUUCUCAUUUAAAUGUUAGAGACCAACAAGUUAUCAAGAGUUAAAGAAUGGAAGUGAAGUUUGAGUAGAUAUAAAGCUGUGUCCAUGGACAUUUACUGCUGAUACGGCUGGGUUUCCAUAAAGUCUGAAGCCAUGGAGUCGAGGAUGAACAAUAUCAAGUGUAAAAUGAGGAGGGGAUGCAAAAAACUGACGUAAAAGUCAGUAUUUGGUACAGAAAAAUAGAACUACGAUUGAUAUUUAUAUUGUGACUUUUUGAGUUUACGCUGGGAGUUUAAGGUACAGUUCAUGCAAAGAUCAAAAAUACAUAUUUUUUUCUUACCUGUAGAGCUAUUUGUCCAUCUAGAUUGUUCUGAGUUGCGGAGCGUUGGGGAUAUCGGCCGCAGAGAUGUGUGCCUUCUCUAAAAUAUAAUGGAACUAGAUGGCACUCAUAGCACCAAACACUAGAUUUGAAAAACUCAACAGCAAUGUCUCUUU
Messenger RNA from Plectropomus leopardus (leopard coralgrouper), 5843 nucleotides. It is a transcript of the gene frmd3, whose product is annotated as FERM domain containing 3. Gene Ontology annotation, biological process: actomyosin structure organization. The record is from RefSeq and is a predicted model, not a curated record. Gene Ontology annotation, cellular component: cytoskeleton. Lineage: Eukaryota; Metazoa; Chordata; Actinopteri; Perciformes; Serranidae. Gene Ontology annotation, molecular function: cytoskeletal protein binding.